Messenger RNA from Schizophyllum commune H4-8, 2280 nucleotides. RefSeq lists its product as uncharacterized. The coding region runs from base 1 to 2280 and encodes 759 amino acids. NCBI's taxonomy places the organism in Eukaryota, Fungi, Basidiomycota, Agaricomycetes, Agaricales, Schizophyllaceae. The record is from RefSeq and is a predicted model, not a curated record. The transcript is spliced from 21 exons.
AUGGCUGACCCCCUCGAUCAAAGGCAUUUAAUCCAUCUGAACCUCGGUGGUCCGCAGCUUUACAGGACUGGCACCGAUGAAAUUCGCUCUGUAGCACCCGGAGACUUUCGCACGCCUUCAGUGCGGCUCCACAUACCGCCCUUCAACGAGGACAAUGAUGACUCUGACUCCGAGGUUGAGUCCAGACAGUCGCCACGCCCUACGGAAGUGUACCGACCCAGUGUCCAUCGACGUGGGAGGAGGACGCCGGCACCUCGCUCCCCUUCUCCUGAUGUCAACACCGAGACCCUCGACUGGACAUCAGGUCCUGGCUACGUCAAAGUCAUAGGCCACGCCGAGCUCGACAUCGUCGUGCCGUACACCUACAGCUCCCAGGGCCCCAACGUCCCGGGUGUCCCGAUGGCCGGGACGGAAGUCAUUCAUUUUUAUAGAGUCCCUGCCGACUACGGGGAAACAAGCACUUUGAUUGAAGAGCACGUUCGUUGGCCAGAGACUGUGGCCGUCAGGGGGGGCUGCUACAGGACCAUCACGCUUCAGGAGAAAAUGCUCGUCCGAAUAGUUACCUUGUAUCGCGAUGACGAGCACGAGAACUACCUCGUCGUCGACAGCGACGGGAAGCCCUGCUUUCCGCCUUGCGACGAGAACGACAUCUGGGCGCGUUUCUACCUGCCGGAUCGCGACGAGGGCGAUAUAGAUGGCCCGAUCCCGAACAUAUGCCUGGAACGUGGCUGUAAGCAAGGACGCGUGUGGGACGUUACACGCUGUGGCCAAAGCCGCUAUUGCUCAGGGUGCCACAACUUCUUUCACGUCGGAUGUCUUGGCGAGCCGAUGCACCGCCCGAAUCUAGUCCAAUCUUGCGGCGACCGUAUGGAGUCUUUCCAGCAGCCCUACAUGCUCUACCUCAAGAGUAGCACGUUCAAGAGCGAAAGCCUGUUCAUCAAGCGCGUAAGGACGAACCAGCGUAGGGAUUUGGAGAAAGACAUACACGACACCUUCCGCAAAGUGGGAACGCCCAAGGACUGUCGAUGGAGGGAGGUUGCCGCUCUACCCAUACGACGUCGUACCAUGCCGGGCAGGACUCCUCUCACUAACGAGGUCCUCAUCCAACACGCGAGGGAGAAGGUUCUGGCAGGUCACGGAGACAGGGAAGUUCCUGACCUGCUCCGGGUUCUCAUCAUCGACGGGCUGUGUCCACAGGCGGCCUGUCAUAUGGCGCAUCUCGGCACGUUUCACGCGGACUGCGAACGCGCCCCGAUCAAGUUGUGGCAGGAAGAACAAUUGCGCGCUGCCAUUUUCGGAAAGAUCGGCGAGGCGGGUGUUGGGCGAGCUCGCGGUGCGGAUAGAUCGUGGGGGUCCCGGCCGGUAGGCCGGUUCAAAAAAUGGAUAAAUCGGCGACCUGAGGGCUCGAAGGCCGGUUCAAAAACGCGGAUAUAUUCAGGGGAGACGGGGAGGCCGUUCCGAAGAAGUGGAUAUCGGGCGGUCGAUUCGAACCUCCGACCUACCCUCAAACCAGACGCACGCGAUACCGACAACCUCUCUGUGCCCAUUGGCACCUUCUACCAUUGGCAGGCUCGAUAUUCGAAGGACAGCGCGCCAUUUUUGAAGGCCGUCCCGAGAAAACGGAUAAAUCCUGGGGGUCCCGAGAGGCCGUCCCAGAAGACGGAUAAAUCUGGGGGUCGGGGACCCGAGAAAAAAAUACCUUCACCAGUGUACGCAAUAUAUACCUUUGAAACUGAGAUCGUAGUCUACCCAUACUUAUGUCAGAAGGAUGGGAAAAUACUGCCAGAAAACCGCCUCAAUAUUCCGGGUGGUCUCAUCCUCGCCGGUCUUCAAAGGCUUACGGCGUGUGAUGCCUUGUUGCGCACACUUCACGAAGAAGAGAAACUCGAAGACGAACCGUCGAGUAUACGAGAUGAGUCCAUCAAGUACAACCCGGACUGGUGGUUCGUGCGUCACGUAGUACAUGGAAGGCCGCUAAGGGCAGUAGCUCGCGCGAAAUCCCACCACCACUCCUCUUAUCACCGGAUUCGGAUUUGGUGUUGCGCUCUUCACGUCACCUUUACGAUGGGUCCUCCUGAAGGCGACAUGUUUGCCUACGCUGUAGGAAUGAUGUGUGUUAAGGGCGAGUCACGGAAUUCGACGACGAGUGGUCCCAAGAUGGAAGUGUGCACGCUGAUACACCUGAGCUGGUCAUGGCGACGGCCAUAUGGCUGGAACAUGGCAGCUAAGAACCUGAAGAAUAAGAACACGAACCGCCCGAGCACUGUAUUCUGCGGUUGA